GUCUCCGUGCAGUGUUGGCCACAUGUGCAGGCCCUGUGAUUGGCUGGCUGGCCAGUGUGGCCACGCCUCCUCCCCAAUGGCAGCCGGGGUGGCCCCACACCCCAAAGUGCAGAAAUUUUGUGUCAAGUUCGACAGUCAAGUUGAUUACAGAACAUCCAUGUUUGGGAAAGAAGAUAUUUCUUGCUGUACAACUUUAUUCUCAGAACCUUCCCUUUUCUUCUUGGAAAUGAUGGACCUUAUCCUGUAACAACUGGUCGCGGAGGGAACUCCACGUCUGGAAGCUGAUUGGCUGCUGCACGCCGACUUUGGGUAUAAAGCCCCGCCCCCGGAGGUCCGCACGGCACAGACCGGCGAGGACGCGCAGCGGCAGCGGAGCGCUGGCCACUCCACCCGGGUAAGGAAACACCUGUGGCUGCGGGAGCGCAACAAGAGAAAAUAAACAGAAGUCAGCAGCAGUUGCAGAUCCAGCCGAGUGUCUGGGGGCCGCCAUGUGGGUCCUGGAUAAGAUCCGGGGGUCGCUGGAGACCGGUGACAGGAAAGAGGUGGCCCCGCCCUACACCAACGUCCUCACCCCUGACAGCAUCCCGGACUUUUUCAUCCCGCCCAAGCUGGUCAGCUGCCCUGCGGAGCCCGAGGCCCCCGCCGUGAAGCCCAAGGAGUGCAUGCAGCCGUCCACUUCAGAGCAAACCAUUUGCGGUGGGAAAAAGAUGGGCGCCCCAAAGAGUCCGCGUCUGGUCGCCAAGCUCGCCGGGGACACUAAGAACCUCCUGAAGGCGGCAAACCGCCACAUCAUCCAGAUCGAGAGCGCCGAUGACGUCACCGGGGACACCAACGCUGACCCCCAGUCGCAGAGCGCCAUGUCGCUCCCUUACAUCCCCAAGACCCAAACCUCCUACGGGUUCGCCACCUUGAAGGAAAGCCCCCACACUCGGCGUAAGGAGUCGCUGUUCCACUGUGACGCCAUCAGUCCCGUCCCCUCCCCCAACAGUCAGAGAAAGACGACGAGCAAGAGCGGUGACGGCGGGAACCACCUGAACCCGGCCGACUGUAACGUCUCCCACAUCAACCCCUACCGCUAUUUCAGCGGUGGCGAGAGCGAUACAUGUUCCUCAGCCGAGUCGUCCCCCUUCAGCUCCCCCCUGCUGUCCCGCUCCGCUUCGCUGCUCAAGAUCUUCACCCACGAGACGCAGGCCAAGGUGGUGAAGGCCAAGCGCACCUUCGCCCGCCACAGCUCACUCUCCACCGACGAGUGCAGCUCGGCCGAGCCCAGCCCCAGCCUCCAGCGCCGCCUGCACAUCCCCUCUUUCCACUGCGCCCCACCCGCGCAGGAGCAUGGCCUGCAGCAGGAGCACACCAUCAACCUGCACAAGGGCGGCACCGUGAGGAUCUGCGCCAACUACGACGCCGGUACAUCCCGCCUGCGCAUACGAGUCCUUGCAGCCGAGAGCCUCUACGACGCACACUGCGACAUCAAGAGCAUCAACUGCUGCGUGGCGGUCUACCUCAACCCCGGCAAGCUGCAGAAGCAAAGGAGCAACAUCAUCAAGAACAGUCGGAACCCCGUUUUCAACGAGGACUUCUUCUUUGAUGCCAUCAGCUCCGUGCACGUCAAGAAUCUCUCCGUCAAGUUCAAGGUGGUCAACAAAGGCACCAGCCUCAAGAGGGACACGCUGCUGGGAGAACGAGAGGUCCUCCUGACCAAGCUGUUGUCCGGGAUCUAGACCCGCGAUCUUUAGCCAGGAUAUAGCCCUGGACUUUGAAGACUCCUUCUGUCUGCACUUCAGGGGAGAACAGCAUUGGCACCUUUCCACCAAGCAAUAUGCUUCACUUUGGUCCACUUUGGGCAGCCCUGAUCUUACUUGAAAGGUACCGUACCGUAAAAAACAAAGAUUUGGAUUCACAAGAGAUUGUUAUUCAUCCACCAAACAAUGGACUGCACAAAGUAACCCCCACUCGUUUGGAAUCCUAAAGCGGUUAGCAAGUGGAACCACCACUUGGGUACUUUGGGUAUGGUACCACUGCGGUUGCUGCCCAUCCAGAAGAACAGUCAGUACCCUCACUAAGGGCUACCAAAAACGUCUAAUGGAUUCAUAAGUUAGACCUUUCACGGCAACCAAUGAAUAGACCCCCUUGGUUCUAGGGUGGGACCAAUCCCAUUUGAGUAGAAAAACAUAGACGUGAGCGGAAGCGUACCGCUUGGUGGAAACUUGUGCUGUUGCAUGGUGGUCUUCUUGUCAUGUGGUCUUGUCAUGUGACGCUGAUGACGUUCAAAGACGAUCAUGCUUUUGUUCAAUGCUCUGCUUUGAAGCAACGCAACAUCCUGAUGUGCAAAUCCUGCUUUUCAUCCCAACGCCUUCAUGCAGGCCGCACUGUAAGCC
Doryrhamphus excisus (bluestripe pipefish) is the source of this 2378-nucleotide messenger RNA. Lineage: Eukaryota; Metazoa; Chordata; Actinopteri; Syngnathiformes; Syngnathidae. The record is from RefSeq and is a predicted model, not a curated record.